This is a messenger RNA of Galdieria sulphuraria, 1355 nucleotides long. RefSeq names its product ATP-dependent RNA helicase. Lineage: Eukaryota; Rhodophyta; Bangiophyceae; Galdieriales; Galdieriaceae. The record is from RefSeq and is a predicted model, not a curated record. The transcript has a single exon. Gene Ontology annotation, biological process: poly(A)+ mRNA export from nucleus. Gene Ontology annotation, cellular component: cytoplasmic stress granule; nucleus. Gene Ontology annotation, molecular function: ATP binding; RNA helicase activity; RNA binding. Bases 11 to 1270 code for a protein of 419 amino acids.
ACCGGCUACUAUGGAAAGUGGAAUUGACCCAAGUGACGAGACUUCGCGAGUAGAAGUCCUUCAAAGCGACCCUAAUACUCCUUAUUCUUCCGUCUCUACUUUUGAAGAAUUGGGUUUAUCUAAAGAGUUAUUGCAAGGAGUAUAUGCCAUGAAGUUUAACAAACCGAGUAGAAUACAGGCAACUUCUCUACCCCUCAUAGCUAGAGAUCCACCAAAGAACUUGAUAGGUCAAGCAAAGAAUGGAAGUGGGAAAACGGCGUGUUUUGUGUUGGGAAUGUUAAUGAGAGUGGAUACCAAAGUAGAAGACGUUCAAGCGCUUUGUGUGGUUCCUACAAGAGAAUUGGCUCGACAAAUAUUGUUCGUAUUAGAAAGCAUGGGCAAAUAUACGGGAGUAAGAGUUUUUUGUGCAGUAAAGCAAACAGAAGAAGAACGAAACAUGCGCCUCUCAACUAUUCGUGACCAUGUUAUUAUAGGAACACCGGGAAGAGUCAUGGACUUGAUCAAAAGAAGGCUAUUCAACCCAGCUACUGUAAAGAUAUUUGUCCUUGAUGAAGCUGAUGUAAUGGUGGAUACGCAAGGAAUGGGUGACCAAACACUUCGUAUUAAACGAGCUUUGCAUCCACAGGUACAAACUUUGUUAUUUUCUGCUACUUUUUCGGAGCAAGUACAAGCAUUGGCACGACGAGUAGCACCCAAUGCCAGUCAAAUAUCGGUGAAAAGAGAAGAACUCAACUUGGACAAUGUACAACAAUAUUAUUUUAUGUGUGAAAGUGCAGACAAACGUUUUGAUCUACUAUCAGAUAUAUAUGGUUGUUUGACUAUCGGACAAUCGAUUAUUUUCGUGCAUACUCGAGCAAGUGCCAAUGAGUUGACCAGGAGACUUCGAAACGAAGGUCAUACGGUGUCUUUGUUACAUGGCGGAGAUAUGUCACCGGAAGAAAGGGAUCGUGUUAUUGAUGAGUUUCGACGGGGAACUACUAAAGUAUUGGUAACCACCAAUGUAUUGGCACGGGGAGUAGAUGUCUUACAAGUAACUGUGGUUGUCAAUUAUGAUUUGCCUCUAGAUGUGAAUAAUCAACCUGAUCCAGAAACCUAUUUACACCGAGUUGGAAGAACUGGAAGGUUUGGUCGUAAGGGUCUUGCUAUCAAUUUCGUUUAUGACCGAACAAGUUUGAAGCAGUUGCAGGAAAUUGAAAAGUAUUUAGGUAAUUGUCGUUUAGAGAAAGUGGUUGAUGUGGAAGAUUUGGAAAGGAAAAUAAAGAACAUUUGAAACUUGGAUAUUGUCCGUGAUGGCAUUUUUAAGUUGCUUUUCUUGUACUUUGGUGCUUCAGAAAUACGGUGGUCAAUGGACUCGU